This is a messenger RNA of Hepatospora eriocheir, 255 nucleotides long. Lineage: Eukaryota; Fungi; Microsporidia; Hepatosporidae. The record is from the annotation of a GenBank genome assembly.
AUGAUUGAUAAUAGAAAGCUAAUUAGCAAUUUAAGGAGUAUCUUUCAAUUUAAUAAAACAGAUAAUAUGAAGAGGGUAAUAUUAUGUACGAAUGAUAUUAGAAGACAUAGUAAAGAGUUAUAUGAAUUUAUUUUGUGUAAUCUAAAGCGAUUCAUUCUCAUGGCCGAGCAUGAAGUUAAAAGGCGACCAUUGGGAUUUAAUGAGCUUUUGAAACAUAUUUUUGCACACUUAAAAACAUCAACUCAUCUUAUUUAA